AUGUGGCUCCUAGGAUAUCCACUGCCCUUUCCAUAUGUUUCUCAUCGGCGUUCGAUCCUCCUUGAAAGUGGUUACUUGAUCAUAGAUUUCAUCGGUACCUCUAAAUCUGAAGAACCAGUGGAAAUGCUCUUAGAGACCUGGGAUGAACAUCGUUGUCAACAGGAAAAGCGAGAGAACUUAUUCAAGGGUUUCUCUCGUAUGAUACUCUCCAUGAGUCAAACGCCAUUACCUCGUAUCGGAUCGUGGACCUUAGACUCGAAUGGGGGUUUGAAAUUAUCAAAUCGACCUCUUACUCUUCGACUCCAUCAAUUAGAAAACGCGGGAAUUCCAAUCAAUAUCAGUCGCAGCACGACCUACACAGGGACAGAAGCAUAUUAUCUUGAUCUUCUUUUUUGUCAUGAUAGUCGUAUUCGAAAUCAACCAAACUCAAUCACCGAUGCGGAUGACGGUCGAGCCCAGAUGGCAAGGUUGACGAUGAUGAGAGCGCUUCUUCCUCAUUUUUGUAACAAGGAAUAUCGAAACGGUCCCUUCUUUUACAGACUCACAGAUCUUCAUCCUAGCAAUAUCUUUGUUGAUAAUCAAUGGAACGUGAAGUUUAUCAUUGAUCUCGAAUGGGCAUGUUCUCUACCAGCAGAGACUCUCCGUCCACCAUACUGGUUGACCGGUCACCCAGUCGAUGAAUUAACAGGCGAGCAUUUACAAGUCUUCGAAGAGACAUACAAAGAGUUUAUGGGAAUUUUUGAGGAAGAGGAGAACUUUCUACCUCCUAUCAAUAAUGUUCCUUCUUAUAGGACAACUCUUAUGAGAAAUACGUGGCAACGGGGAAGCUUUUGGUAUUUUAGUGCCUUGGACUGUCCGAAAGGUCUAUACAACCUCUUAUAUCAACACAUUUGCCCCAUCUUUACACCACCUCAACAAUUUGAUCCUGAGUCAGAUGCUUCUAAAUCUUUGCAACUGAUAUCGGACUUCUGGGCUCCUGGUGUUGAGAAACUCAUAGCUGCUAAACUGAGGGAUAAGCAGGAGUAUGAAGAGUCGAUUUCUGACUUGUUUAGUAAGGCCUCGAAAUUGGCUCCAGAUAGCUCCAAGGAGGAUUGA
Molecule: messenger RNA, 1095 nt
Organism: Penicillium malachiteum
Lineage: Eukaryota; Fungi; Ascomycota; Eurotiomycetes; Eurotiales; Aspergillaceae
Exons: 1
Coding region: 1-1095 (364 amino acids)
Source: RefSeq, a predicted model, not a curated record